CUUUUUUUUUUGGUGGCGAAGAGCCGAUGCAUCAUGGACCUCGGCUCCAGGCUUUGCCAUACAAACUUCCUCUUUCCCUCCACCAGCCUCCGCCCUCGACGCUCACCCGAACCCUCUUACACGCCAUCUCCUCUUUUAAUCCUUCCUACGUAAAUUACUACUCUACUGGUCCAUGAGAACUGUGCAUUAUAUUCUUCGGACCUGCGCCAGAUGGGGCCACUCUGGUGAGGUCGAGAUUCCUCCUCUUGGUAAUCAGGAACCGCGUCAUAGCAUCCCGCUUUUUGCAUCAAGAGAAAUACAUAAGAUCAGUCUGCUGUGCUAAGUAGCCGUUUUUUUCUUCUACUUCACAUUUCACUGUUCUGUACAAUCAUAUCCAUUCACCUCUUUACCCAAGAAAACUAAAGAAACUUGCCGUCUCUCGCCAAAAUGGUCCAGAACAAGGGCAUCAUUAUCAAAAAGGCCCCAACGGGGCUAUCCUGUCCCAUGGCAGGAUUUGACUCUUGAGACACGCGAGUUUGAUAUCGACCAAGCGCCGCCAGCGGGCGGUAUCACCACGAAAAAUAUCUAUGCCUCCUACGAUCCAUACCUGAGAGGCAAAAUGCGCCAGCCGAGUACGAAGUCAUACAGCCCCGCCUUCGAAUUCAAUAAGCCAAUGUAUAGCGGCGGGAUUGUGAAAGUGAUCAAGUCAGACUGCGAGAAGUUCCAAUCAGGCGAGCUGCUCGCAGGAUUGUUCAACAUUGAGGAAUAUUCUGCCGUCUCAAAAGAGGCCUGCGAAACUUUGGUCAGAAAAAUCGAAAACCCGUACAUCCUAGACCCAAUACACCAUAUCGGGGCUCUGGGCAUGCCUGGUCUGACGGCGUACUCUUCCCUCUAUGAUAUCGGUAAGCCAGUCAAGGGUGAGACGAUCUUUAUCUCAGCAGCUUCUAGGGCCGUUGGCCAAAUUGUUGGACAAUUGGCAAAGCAUGAGGGUCUCACCGUUAUUGGAUCAGUCGGCUCGGAUGAAAAGCUUGAUUUUAUCCUCAAGGAAUUGAACUUCGAUGGUGGAUUCAAUUACAAGACUGAAAAGCCAGCAGAUGCCUUAAAACGUCUGGCGCCUCAGGGACUUGACAUCUAUUACGAAAACGUCGGCGGUGAGCAGCUUGAGGCCUCACUAGCUGCCAUGAACGAAUUCGGUAGAAUCGUUUGCUGUGGAAUGGUAUCUGGAUAUAACACGCCAGACCCAGAGAAAUACGGUGUUAAGACUUUGGCCCAUGUUGUCAUGAAGAGAUUAACCAUGAGGGGAUUUCUUAUCGGGGACAAGAACAUGGUAUGCUCCAUUUCCACGACUCUUGCCUACUUCGCAUUCCCCAAAAUUCCAGAAUAGGCUAACACUGUUUCUUCAGGGCCCUUUUUACGCAGCAGACCAUGCUAAGAACGUUGGUAAGUGGCUAAGUGAGGGUACCUGUAAGGGUGCGAUAGCGACAAGGUCAACUGUAUGCGUAAGAACUAAAUUGUCUACAAAGAGUGGAAGUGAUCGUAAGAUCUGAGGCUAUUUACAGUUCCAAAGGCACGGGCCACAUCGCUUCCUCCACGUCUGUACCCUCACAUUUUGCUGCGCUUGCUUUGGCGUUGAGGUCUCCGAAUGUUAUUGUAAGGAUGUCGGUGAUAGCUUUCACAUGCGGGUGUAAGAUUGUACCAUCAUCGUUGAUACCGUGUGCGACCUGGUUAUAUGCUUUUGAGGAGAGUAGGCUAAUAACAUAGCCCAUUCGUUGUUGUUCCGAGGUCCACCAGUCGUUAUUCAUUCUGAGUUUCAACUGGAGCUUCCGAAGGAAUGAGGGGAGUUCCUUUGGGUCCUCUCCUGAGAAUUCGAGUGGGUCUGGGUGGAAUGGCGAUCGUAAAGUAGCUUGUAACCCUCCAUUAGGUGGUCGAGUACUGAGUGCGCUGAUUAUGGUAUCUUUUUCUUUUCUCUCAAGGGCGUGCGCUUCUAUAAGAUCGUGAUUCUGGCUCAGUAAUUCGCCGUAUCGGGCUUCGUAUUCCUGGGCUUUGUGGGAAGAGUCUGUAAGGGACUUCCAGAGUUCCUCAAUAGUUGUUUCCGAGUCGACAUGGGCUUCAGCGAGGGCAUUGAUCUCAUGGAAAAGUUGUUGUUGGUGUGAAUUCCAUGUCUCUUGGUAGUUUUCUUCACCUUUGAUAGCGUGGUCUAAAAGAGGGUAGGUUUGCGUAAGGCGAUUCAUUACUACUGGCGAUCUCGAUCUGAAUCUAGGAGCUUCUGAGUUUACUGGUGUGUUGAUAAACGAGGUACUGUUGGCGGAGGUCAUUGUAGCGGUGGUUGGUGUAAGGUUGUGGUGGGAAUCGUGAUCGACGUCGAGGACAAGUUAGAUCGCGAUUAUGUGUGCGGUAAUCAAUGUCACGGUACAAGUGCAAGUCGAGGACAAUUGCGACUUGGUUGAAUAGAUUGAUUACAGGGAGAGAAGAGAUUCUCAAGGAGAUCUGUCUUUUAAGUCGGUUGACACUGGUCUGUGCUGGUUUAUCCAUAAUUGUGAAUAGCUUCAUGAAUGAACGCAGGUCACCUGAUCUGA
Messenger RNA from Hymenoscyphus albidus, 2555 nucleotides. The record is from the annotation of a GenBank genome assembly. Lineage: Eukaryota; Fungi; Ascomycota; Leotiomycetes; Helotiales; Helotiaceae.